CCUCUAUGAGGCUGAGGCCGAGGCGGCCGUUAGCGUUGUCGCUCCGGGGGCCGCGGCGGGCGGGGCUCCGGCGGAGCCCCGGCCUAGUCCCCACCCCAGCCCGGCUCCCAGCCGCCCGCCCUCCCUCCCUCCCUCCCUCUCCCAGAUGCAGGGGGCCGAGCUCCGGGAUGGCGAGGCGGCGGCGGCGGCCGCUUCGUACCGUGUCCUAAGCCGCCUCCUCGGCUAUGGCGAGGCGGCCCCCGAGCCAGGCCCACCGCCGCCGCCCCCGAGCCAUGGCCCCCCGCCGCCCCCCUUCCUCGCGCGGCCCGGCCCGCGGGGCUCCCGGCCGCCGCAGCUGAUGGUGUUCCGCAACGUGGGUCGUCCGCCGGAGCAGGAGGACGCGGAGGCGGCUCCGGAGCCGGGACCCUCGGAACUGCUGUGUCCCCGGCACCGCUGUGCCCUGGACCCCAAGGCCCUGCCGCCGGGCUUGGCGCUCGAGCGGUCCUGGGGCCCGGUCGCUGGACUAGAGGCACAGUUAGCGGCUCUGGGGCUCGGGCAGCCGGCGGGGCCGGGGGUCAAGACGGUCAGCGGGGGCUGCUGUCCGUGCCCGUGCCCCCCGCAGCCGCCCCCUCCGCAGCCCCAGCCGCCGGCUGCCGCCCCGCAGGCCGGGGAGGACCCCACUGAAACGAGCGACGCGCUGCUGGUCCUGGAAGGCUUGGAAUCGGAGGCCGAGAGCCUGGAGACGAACAGCUGCUCGGAAGAGGAGCUCAGCAGCCCGGGCCGUGGAGGAGGAGGGGGCAGCCGGCUCCUGCUGCAGCCCCCGGGCCCCGAAUUACCUCCGGCGCCCUUCCCGCUGCAGGACUUGGUCCCCUCAGGGCGCCUGCAUCGAGGGGAGCAGCAGCAGCAGCAGCAGCAGCAACCGCAACCUCCCCCGCCGCCGCUGCCUCCAGGGCCCCUCCGGCCCCACGCGGGCCCUUCUCGGAAGGGUUCCUUCAAAAUCCGCCUCAGUCGCCUCUUUCGCACCAAGAGCUGCAACGGUGGCUCGGGAGGUGGGGAUGGCACCGGCAAGAGGCCUUGUGGAGAGCUGGCCGCUUCUGCUGCGAGCCUGACGGACAUGGGAGGCUCUGUGGGCCGGGAGCUGGACUCGGGGAGAAAACCCAGAUUGACAAGAACUCAAAGUGCCUUUUCUCCAGUCUCCUUCAGUCCCCUGUUCACAGGUGAAACAGUGUCACUUGUGGACGUGGAUAUUUCUCAGCGGGGCCUGACCUCUCCACAUCCUCCAACUCCCCCUCCUCCUCCAAGAAGAAGCCUCAGCCUCCUAGAUGAUAUCAGUGGGACGCUGCCUACAUCAGUCCUUGUGGCUCCGAUGGGGUCUUCCUUGCAGUCUUUCCCCCUACCUCCGCCUCCUCCACCCCAUGCCCCAGAUGCAUUUCCGCGGAUCGCUCCCAUCCGAGCAGCUGAAUCCCUGCAUAGCCAGCCCCCUCAGCACCUCCAGUGUCCCCUCUACCGGCCUGACUCAAGCAGUUUUGCAGCCAGCCUCCGAGAAUUGGAGAAGUGUGGUUGGUAUUGGGGCCCAAUGAAUUGGGAAGAUGCAGAGAUGAAGCUGAAAGGGAAACCUGAUGGUUCUUUCCUGGUACGAGACAGCUCUGAUCCGCGUUACAUCCUGAGCCUCAGCUUCCGAUCACAGGGUAUCACCCAUCACACUAGAAUGGAGCAUUAUAGAGGAACCUUCAGCUUGUGGUGCCAUCCUAAGUUUGAAGAUCGCUGUCAGUCUGUGGUCGAGUUCAUUAAGAGAGCCAUCAUGCACUCUAAGAAUGGGAAAUUUCUCUAUUUCUUGAGAUCCAGGGUUCCAGGACUGCCACCAACUCCAGUCCAGUUGCUGUAUCCAGUGUCCCGAUUCAGCAAUGUCAAAUCCCUUCAGCACCUUUGCAGAUUCCGGAUCCGACAGCUCGUCCGAAUAGAUCAUAUCCCGGAUCUCCCACUGCCUAAACCUCUGAUCUCUUAUAUCCGAAAGUUCUACUACUAUGAUCCUCAGGAAGAGGUAUACCUGUCUCUAAAGGAAGCGCAGCUCAUUUCCAAACAGAAGCAAGAGGUGGAGCCUUCCACGUAGCGAGGUCCCCUGUUGGUCACCACCAAGGGCAUCUGAUUGCCAAGCUCCAGUUUGAAGAGCCAAAUGAAAAAAAGAACUAGGAAAAAACAAGAGGGAAUAUGAAUCGCGAGUCUCUGUGCAGACUUUGUUUCCCCUGCAGCCCUGGGGCUUGGAAGAAGCACACAGCCAUACUCUGAGUGGGGCUCCACCAUUUGGCAUACCCCCAGAACUAGAUAAGCUCCUUGGAAAACUGGAAGAAGUCUCAACACUGUUUCUGUUUUUGUUUUUUUCAACAAGUUUUGGGUUUGAUAUUUCCAUUUCUCAGAAUGGAAAACUCACUUUGAAGGCAGCUAAGCUUUGUGCCCAUUGGACUGUAAGUAGUAUAAAGGAAGAUCAAGUCCAAAGGGUGGGGAGUAGAGGAGUCUAGUUCAGCUGGUGACAAAGGCAAAAUGUAGGUCCUCACCGUGGAUCUUAGGAAGAGCGAGGAGCCAAAGUAGAACUGGAAGUUUCUGUAGGAAGAAGAAUCAGCUCCUCAUUGCCAAGGAUCAGUAGGAUCUGGAGAAAGGAGGAUGGUGGUCGGCAGGGAAGAUUGUUAGAUAGACUGGCAAGUACUUUGCUAGAGGAAGUAGUGACUCCUCACAGCCCCCCUUGUAAGGGUUGGAAACUUGAUUUCAGAAUCAACUGUCGUGGAAUAUGUCUUCA
This is a messenger RNA of Perognathus longimembris pacificus (Pacific pocket mouse), 2770 nucleotides long. It is a transcript of the gene Socs7, whose product is annotated as suppressor of cytokine signaling 7. The record is from RefSeq and is a predicted model, not a curated record. Gene Ontology annotation, molecular function: 1-phosphatidylinositol-3-kinase regulator activity. Gene Ontology annotation, cellular component: phosphatidylinositol 3-kinase complex. Gene Ontology annotation, biological process: intracellular signal transduction; phosphatidylinositol phosphate biosynthetic process. The transcript has 10 exons. The coding region runs from base 146 to 2089 and encodes 647 amino acids. Lineage: Eukaryota; Metazoa; Chordata; Mammalia; Rodentia; Heteromyidae.